AUCCCUAGAUGGUACGCUCAAAGCUCAAAGCAUUUAAAAUUCAGCCGUUUUUAUUUUAACCGCCGCUCUUGGACUUGACUAUUUAAUUUAACUGCGUUUAUGCUGCACUUGUAUGCAAUUCAAGUAUAUGAUCAUAAAAAGUGUUAUUGGUGGAAUAGGAGUGAUUUUACUGUUUUGUUUUUAUGUGUUUUGUGCGUCUAGUGUCAUUACAUAUAGAUAAAUUGUAAAAUAUAAUUUGCCGAAGCCAUGUCUUCGGUUAAUGAUAGACUUGCCAAGUUAAGGGAGGAAAGAAAAGCAAGAGAGGAGGAGAGAAUUAGAAAGUUAAGAGAGCUCAAUUUGAAGAAAUACAACAGUUUUCACUCGUCUUCGGAAUCAGAGACUAAAAAUGGAGUAUCAAAUUCAGUUAAGAAUCAACCCCGUGUUUUAUCUGCUCCGAGAGGAUCUGUUUCAAGUUUUGCAAACAAACCUACCACUAGUAAAGAUGUGGCUUCCAACAGUAGACAUGAAGCAUUGUCGAAUUUAAAACGACAAAAAAGUACUGAAAUUAAACCAAAAAACAGCACAUGCAACGGAAGCCAUGUUGGAAAUAAACCUGUUUUACAAAAGGCUAAUAGUAAUUUUGCAAGUAGUAUAAGCAAGUCUUUCAAUUACACAAGCACCACAACCAAGAAUCACUCUGAAUUGAAUAAGAAUCAUUUACAUGUUAAAAACGUAAAUCAAAGAGUUUCAACAGUUCCUAGACCUAUAAAAAAACCUACAGUAUCAAAUAAUGGACAAUCCAGCAGUAAAAUGGAAUCAAUUACUAGUGUUCAGGAUAAUAAAGAGGUUGAGUCAAAAGAUAAUGUUCAACAUGAUAAUAGUACUGGAAAUAAACAAACAUUAAAUAUACCAAAUGGAGAAAAACAAGAGCCAAAUGUUGCUGAUAACUUGCCACAAACUAGCAAUAGUACAGAACAAAGUGCUAACACAAAGACAAGUACGGCAAACAACAAAGUCACUGCUAACCAUCGUAAAACUCUGGCACCAAUAUCUACCAAGUCCAGUGUAGCGAUAAAAUUAUUUACAACAUCUAAAACGGAUAAUAGGAAAAGCCUUCCUGCUUUUAAAACUAAAGACAUUAAAAAAUUCUCUCCAAGAAGGGAAACAGUUUUUGAACGAUUAUAUAAACCGAAAACGGUAGCUAAACAAGUUGUGGAUGAUGCGCAGAGAUUGAGGACAGAUCCUAGUUAUUUGAAAAAACUUAUUGAAGAAUCACAACUGACUACAGGAGUGAAACGCCCUAUUCCACAAACCAAACCAGUUAGAAGGUCUAUUUCGGCUGUACAUUUACGAAGAAUCAGUAAAAGUGAACAAGCAAAAUGUAUCCAAAAUUGGGCAUCGGUUGGAGAAAAGUUAGAUAAAGUAAAUGUAAACGAAAUAGAUGAAGAUGAUUGUAUCAAUUAUGAGAAAGUAGUUUCUGCUGUUAAAAGUGAGAGGAAGAAAGUGAAAUUUAUGACUCCUGUUACGAUGAAGUAUAACACUCCAAGUUCGGAAGAGUUGCAGGCUAGGUUGCAAAAAUGGUUACAGAAACAUGGCAAAUCGAUGGACUCCUAUCAUCAUCUGCAAUGUUUUGGUAUACGUCAUCUAACUAAGAAGCCAUUGGAAUUACCAGUUCUACCGUUAUUCAAUGAUGAGGACGAAAAUAAAGAAAAUGUGGCAGUGGAGUCAGACAGUGACAAUCAGUCUUAUACGGACAAUCUAAAUCAUCAUGAAAUUGACUUUCCUAAAGAAGACAAAGAUGAUUUCGGCAAGGACAAGUGGCGUAGCGCGAGAUAUGUCAGCGAGAGUGUCAGUUUGAAUGAGAUAAAUGACAUAACAAUGACACCUUCCGUUGACUUCAAUCAUCUGGAUGUGUUGCUGCACGGUGCUCUCACUGACUUGACUGAGUUGCUGCGAGAGGGAUUCGAUUGGGAACAGUGUGCGUGCUGGCUGCGCUCCAUCCGCGACCGGUUCCCCGCGGCCACGCAGACGGCGGCUUACUGGGAGUGCCGCGCUGCGCUGGAGGAGCGCCGCGGGGACCUGCCCGCCUCCAUGCAGUGUUGGGAAGAGGCCAUCGCUAUGGGCACUGAGCGCUCAGUAGUGGAAGAGAACUUGGACCAACUGUUGGAUAAGUUUAUGCAGCUUAAGAUCAGCCCCAGCAACCGCCACGUGCCGAAGGUGGACCCCAAGAUGGUGGAUGUGAAGAAUGUCUUGAAGAGUACCAUUAUAAGAUUUGCUGUGCACAAAGCGAAGAUCCCUAAACCUACUCCUGAACGUGUGAAAUCCGAACAAUCAAUUGCACCUUUACAUAGUCGUAAUUCAUCAAAUCCCGAGCCAGCGAAGUACACGGUGACUCCUGUCCGUCGAAGUGCAAGGCUCAGUAUGCACUACAGCAGCGCUCGCACGCCGCUGCAGGAGUGUGCUACCGUCAGCCAGGCCUCCAGUCUGGGACAUCCUGUAUUCUUUGUGCCCAACGACCAGCUUAAUGGAACACCGUAAACAACUAGUGUCGGCGACAUCCAAUGUUGGCGACACCAAAUGUCGGUGAC
Molecule: messenger RNA, 2567 nt
Organism: Papilio polytes (common Mormon)
Lineage: Eukaryota; Metazoa; Arthropoda; Insecta; Lepidoptera; Papilionidae
Exons: 7
Coding region: 247-2517 (756 amino acids)
Source: RefSeq, a predicted model, not a curated record